Molecule: messenger RNA, 796 nt
Organism: Impatiens glandulifera
Lineage: Eukaryota; Viridiplantae; Streptophyta; Magnoliopsida; Ericales; Balsaminaceae
Exons: 4
Coding region: 63-572 (169 amino acids)
Source: RefSeq, a predicted model, not a curated record
AUCCAAGUUUUCAAAUAAUCCAAACUGAUAUUUCCAAAUUGAGAGAGAUAAAGGAGCAUUUAAUGACGACGGCGGAAGAAAAAACCGGUGAAUCUCCUGUCCCGGCGCCGGAGAAUACUGUGGCUGUGGCGGUCGAGGAAAAGGCCGUAAAAGAACAGAAAACCCCAGAUUCUUCAGUAGAGAAAACACCAUUGGAUAGAGAUAUUGCACUUUCCCAGGUCGAGAAUGAAAAGAGGUUGUCUUUCAUCAAGGCUUGGGAAGAAACCGAAAAAUCUAAAGUACAGAACAAAGCUGAAAACCAGCUCUCAACUGUCACUACAUGGGAAAAUACUAAGAAAGCGAAAAUUGAAGCCCAACUGAAAAAAUUGGAGGAAGAAUUGGAGAAGAAAAAGGCUGAUUAUGCAGAGAAAAUGAAGAACAAAGUUGCUUUAGUUCACAAGGAAGCAGAAGAGAGGAGAGCUUCGGUUGAAGCAAACCGCGCUCAGGAUGUUCUCAAAGCUGAAGAAUUGGCUGCUAAAUACCGAGCCACUGGUCUCACUCCCAAGAGCGGGUUUGGCUGCCUCGGCGCCUAGUUAAAAUCCCGUCUUUUAAUUUUAAAGUUUGAGCCGUGUGAUUGUUUUCAUUGUUACUUUUCAAAAGUUGUUUUUCAUUAUGUACUACUGCACUGUUAAUAUAUAUGUAUAACAUAUGAACUUAUUGAAGGAGAGAUAGAAAUGUAUUUAAUGGUGCAUGCAUGAGCUUGACAAUAAUUUUGAAUGUUAGAGACUUGAGAGUAUUUCAUUUAGGACUGGGUUGA